ACAACUGAGCAGCGGCCGAGCUAUUUGGCUGGGCACUCGUGUAAUUAUUAAUGUUAAUAGUUAAUGUUUUAUUGAAAUAAAAGUAGUCCAACCGAACCGGAUAGUGCUUAAAGCAAUAAGCAAGCAGUGCCUCAAUUAGAAAGUAAACAGCAAAAGACACUGACUGCAAAAUGCUGUCAAACCAACGCCGACGUAGUGCAUCGCUGUUGCCGCUGCUAACCGUAGCACUGCUGGCGAUGGCAACGCAACUGCCUGGCGCCAAUGCGGCAGCCGUAAUGUCCGUUGAUCUCGGCACCGAGUGGAUGAAAGUGGGCGUUGUGUCGCCUGGCGUGCCCAUGGAAAUUGCGCUGAACCGUGAAUCCAAACGCAAAACACCUGCCAUACUUGCCUUCCGCGAUAACAUACGCACCUUCGGCGAAGACGCACAGACCAUUGGCAUUCGAGAACCUUCCGCAGCCUAUGGCUAUUUGUUGGAUCUGCUGGGCAAGACCAUAGAUAAUCCUGUGGUUGACUUGUACAGAAAACGUUUCCCAUAUUACACCAUUGUGGGUGAUAAGGAGCGCAAUACGGUUGUCUUCAAGAAGAGCGACACCGAGGAGUUUAGCGUGGAGGAGCUGAUCGCCCAGAUGCUGGUGAAGGCCAAGGAGUAUGCCCAGGAGUCGACACAACAGCAGAUUGCCGAGUGUGUGCUAACCGUGCCCGGUUACUUUGGCCAGGCGGAGCGUGAGGCGCUGCUUGUGGCCGCUCAGUUGGCCAAUCUGAAGGUGCUGCAGCUGAUCAACGACUAUGCAGCAGUUGCGCUUAACUACGGCGUCUUCCAUCGUGGAGAGAUUAACGAGACGGCGCAAUACUUUUUGUUCUACGACAUGGGCGCAUACAAGACAUCGGCGGCGGUGGUUAGCUAUCAGCUGGUGAAGGACAAGCAGACCAAGGAAACGAAUCCAGUGGUGCAGGUGCUGGGCGUCGGCUACGAUCGCACGCUCGGCGGAUUGGAGAUUCAGCUGCGUCUGCGCGACUAUUUGGCUGCCGAGUUCAAUGCGCUGAAGAAGACCAAGACAGAUGUGACCACCAGUCCACGUGCGCUGGCGAAGCUGUUCAAGGAGGCGGGUCGCUUGAAGAAUGUGCUGUCGGCCAACAACGAUCACUAUGCUCAAAUUGAGAAUCUUCUGGAGGAUCAUGACUUCAAGUUGCAAGUAACACGCGAGAAACUGGAGGAACUCUGCGCUGAUAUCUGGCCACGCGCCACCAAACCGCUGGAGGACGCGCUUGCCACCUCGAAUCUAUCGCUGGACGUCAUCAAUCAGGUGAUACUCUUUGGCGGCGGCACUCGUGUGCCACGCGUGCAGGAGACCAUUAAGCAGCUGAUCAAGCAGGAGCUGGGCAAGAAUCUAAAUGCCGACGAGUCCGCCACCAUGGGCGCUGUUUACAAGGCAGCGGAUCUGUCCACGGGCUUCAAGGUGAAGAAGUUUAUUGUCAAGGAUGCUGUCGUCUUCCCACUGCAAGUGACCUUCGAGCGUGAUCCUGGCGAUGGCGCUGCAGUCAAGCAGGUGAAACGUGCCCUAUUCGCUUCCAUGAAUCCCUAUCCACAGAAGAAGGUCAUCACCUUUAACAAGCACACCGAUGACUUUGAGUUCUUCGUAAACUAUGGCGAUCUGGAGCGUUUUAGUGCGGAGGAAGUUGCUACCAUCGGCAGUUUGAAUGUAACUCGCGUGCAGCUGCAGCGCGUCAAGGAGCUGAUGGACAGUGUCAAGUCGGAUAUUGUGGAGAAUAAGGGCAUCAAGGCUUACUUCUAUAUGGACGAUUCCGGCAUAUUCCGUUGCACGGGCGUUGAAUAUGUGUACGAUAAGCAAAAGGUCGAGGAGGAGCUGGAUGAGGACAGCACGCUGUCCAAGCUGGGCAGCACCAUAAGCAAACUCUUUGCCAAGGAGGCUGAGAAGGCCGCCAAUGGUGAUGCCAACGGUGAUGCGCCCACAACUGAGCAGGAAGCCGGCGAGGAGGCAACCAAUAGUAAGAACGAAGAGUCCGCCAAGCCGUCAGGCGAUGAUGCUGCAGCAACUGCUGCUCCUAUCGAUGGCAAGCAGGAUGCCAAGAAUGAGACCAUCAAGCUAGUCACUAUCAAGUCGCCCGUGGCGCAUAAGACAGACUUACGCUUCACUGCACCACUGAGCGGUGCCAACUAUGAUGCCUCCCAGAGCAAGUUGACGGGCAUCAAUCGCGUUGAGGAGGAGCGUGUGCGUCUGGAGUCUUCGUUCAAUGCGCUCGAAUCGCACAUUAUUGAGAUCCAGCAGAAGCUGGAGGAGAAGCCCUAUGCGGAUUGUGCGACACCAGAGGAAAAAGAGAAGCUGUUGAGCGAGUGCAGCACGCUCGCGGAGUGGCUCUACGAGGAUGUGGAGAAUCCCAAGGCGGAGAUGUAUGAGAACAAGCUGGCGGCGCUUAAGAAACUGUCGAAUGUUUUCCUAGCGCGUCACUGGGAGCAUGAGGAGCGUCCUGAUGCCACUAAGGCGCUUAGGGGCAUGAUUGACGGCGCUGAAAAGUUCCUGACCACUGCCCAGAACCUUACAAAGGAAGCAAAUCCAGAGAAGGAUGUCUUCACCCAGGUGGAGAUCGAUACGCUGGUCAAGGUGAUUGAUGAGACACACACCUGGCUUAAGACUGAGAGCGCCGCACAGAAGAAACUUAGCCGCAGUGCAGAUGUCCGACUGACUGUUAAGGACAUCACCGACAAAAUGUCGCUCUUGGAUCGUGAGGUUAAAUAUUUAGUCAACAAGAUUAAAAUCUGGAAGCCAAAAGUAAAGCCAGACAAGGAGAAGAAGCCGAAAGAGACUGAAUCAGUGCCCGCCGGCGGUGAGGAAGAAGUGCCUCUGGCCAGCGGCAGUGGAGAUGACGCUGCUGCUGCUGCUAGCGAGGCGCAGGCAGAAGCACCAAAUACAGGAAAGAAGCCAGCAACUGGGGAGGGUGAACCAGAGGUGACAGCCACGCCUGAUGUCGAUGGCAAGACUCCACAUGGUGAACUCUAAGUAAUACGAACAUCACAAUAAUGGGUGAAAAACAGAGGAGAAGCAUUAUAGAAAGAGAGAACACAUGGAGAACGUUUAAAUUGCAAGGGGAGUAUAAUAUUUAAAGGGGGAAGUGCGCGUUAGAGUGUGUUGGUCCCCAAGGAUCAUUUGAAAGAGACAGAGAGAGAGAGAGAGAGAGAGAGAGAAAGUACGUGUAGCGGGGCUGUCAGCGGGAUGGACAGGGAGGGGCUGUGAUUUGUGGGCCAGAGCAUUCCGUGCACAAAACGGCGUUCAAUGUAUUUUACUUAUUUU
Molecule: messenger RNA, 3308 nt
Organism: Drosophila busckii
Lineage: Eukaryota; Metazoa; Arthropoda; Insecta; Diptera; Drosophilidae
Gene: Grp170
Product: hypoxia up-regulated protein 1
Exons: 3
Coding region: 171-3017 (948 amino acids)
Biological process (GO): endoplasmic reticulum unfolded protein response; negative regulation of hypoxia-induced intrinsic apoptotic signaling pathway; cellular response to hypoxia
Cellular component (GO): endoplasmic reticulum chaperone complex
Molecular function (GO): ATP binding; ATP-dependent protein folding chaperone
Source: RefSeq, a predicted model, not a curated record